UGUGUGUGUGUGUGUGUGUGUGUGUGUCUGUGUGAGUGAGCGAGCGAGCGAGAGUGUGGCCGCCGCGGAGCGCGAGCAGGACCGGCAGGCGCGCUCCCCCAGCCUCUCUCUCCCCGCCAGCACCAUGUCGGGCAGGUCGGUUCGAGCCGAGACCAGGAGCCGGGCCAAAGAUGAUAUCAAGAGGGUCAUGGCGGCUAUCGAGAAAGUGCGCAAAUGGGAGAAGAAGUGGGUGACUGUGGGUGACACGUCCCUGCGAAUCUACAAGUGGGUUCCCGUGACGGAGCCAAAGGUUGAUGAUAAAAAUAAGAACAAGAAAAAGGGCAAAGACGAGAAGUGCGGCUCGGAGGUGACUACUCCAGAGAACAGCUCCUCCCCGGGAAUGAUGGACAUGCACGAUGACAACAGCAACCAGAGCUCCAUCGCGGAUGCCUCCCCCAUCAAACAGGAGAACAGCAGCAACUCGAGCCCUGCCCCGGAGCCCACCUCAGCCGCGCCCACCGAGGCCAAGGCCGAUGAUGUCCAGGCCGAUGGGAAGGACCACCCCGGGGCUGAAGACGCUUCUGACGAGCAGAAUUCACAGUCUUCGAUGGAAAACUCGAACAGUUCCGAGAAAGUAGAAAGGCCGUCGUCUGGAGACGUGGGUCUAGCCACAGAGACGUCGUCAAUCUCUCAGGUACCUCGAGCAAGGCCUCAGAGGGGCAGCCAGACCGGCCGGGAGCCCGUUGGGGUGUCGGGGGAUUUCGAAGGAGUGCCGCCCUCUAAAAAGAUGAAACUGGAGGCUUCGCAACAAAACUCCGAGGAGAUGUAGACACUAAGUUAAAACCCCGGAUCCGUGUUUGCGGAAGGUACAUUCUGCAGGUUUAAUUCUAGAACAACCUGGCCCGAGCAGUGCCUCUCGGGUGCGGACAGAACUGCUAACUUUACGAGUUUACCAAGUGCAAAUCCAAGAAGAACUAGAGCAACGUAACUUCUCAGACACUGAAGAACUUUCUGCUGUGAAGCAAAACACUCGGACUUGGACGUCCCGGUCCCGGGCGGGCGGCGUUGGCAGCUCAGGAGGGUCUGCACACUGUCUCAGAAGCCAAGGUCCCGUUUCUGUUG
Molecule: messenger RNA, 1101 nt
Organism: Choloepus didactylus (southern two-toed sloth)
Lineage: Eukaryota; Metazoa; Chordata; Mammalia; Pilosa; Megalonychidae
Gene: BCL7A
Product: BAF chromatin remodeling complex subunit BCL7A
Exons: 6
Coding region: 125-808 (227 amino acids)
Source: RefSeq, a predicted model, not a curated record